AUGCGCCAAUCUCUCCGCCGGUCUUGUGCUGCGUGUGCCAGGUCUAAGUCCAGCUGCGAUCUCCGCACACCUCGCUGUUCCCGCUGCGUCAAGCGUCAGGUCGAAUGCGCCUAUGCAAACGAACCAUCGACGGGGCCGGCAACUUCCGGAUGGCAGAAAGAGGAAUCAGCAAGCCCUCCGAGUGGAGCCAGUGCUUUAACUAACUACAGAUUCGGGUCUCUUGAUCCAUUUGACUCGUAUCCACAGACUAGACUUCCUCGGGAACGCGUUCAACGUCUGAUCUACAGCUUCCUCCACAAAAUCGCCUUCCAAUACUACCCUCUUGAUCUUAGUGCCACUUCAAAUCCAUUUCUGAUCUCUUGGUGGCCACUAGCCCUAGGGGAUCCCGCAUUAUUUCACGUUUCUCUACAGACAGCAUGUCUCGACGAAGAGUUGUUGGCCCAGAAAGGCUUUCAGACCUCCGAAAUUCUUAUGGCAGAUUCGGUGGCUUUACUGCGACGCAAGGUUGAAUACAUGUCAUUAGCCGUUCAAGAUGGGACAAUGAACUCAGUCAUCACAUUGGCAACCAUCGAGUUCGGCAAAGGAAAUAUAAAAGUCGGCGAAAUGCAUGUCAAUGGGUUAAAAAAGCUGGUCGAUAUGAGAGGCGGCAUCAACGCAGUAAGGCAGACAAGCCCGCUUACCGCGAGAAUGGUCAGCUGGGUAUCAAUGCUCAUAAUGGGUCAUCCUCAAUUUCAGACCCAAGAUGACUUCGGCAUUGGAGAUGGCAUCCCUCCUAUCCCUGAAUGGCAGUUCGACUCGCAUUCGCUUGAAGAUCAACUGUUUGAUAUUAAUACCAUCGAAGUGGACUACGACGUUAAGAAUGUCUUCACUCGUUUACGUAGUAUCUUCCAGCGAGCAUGCAAUAUACCCUUCCCAUCCACACAACUUCACGACCUCACCUGUUUCGUCAUACACCGACUCCUACUCUCCGCUCCAAAUACAACAAUACCUUCGCUCUCACCGAUGACGGAAUCAAUCCGCUGCGGAAUCAUUCUCUACAUGUUUAUCGCCCAGGGACCAACAUACUACUCGCAUGCAGUCAUACUGAACACGAUUGUCAUUCGAUUUAUGGAGCACCUCGAGCAUCUCGCAUCAGCGCCUCGUGUGUAUGAUUCACUUGAUGUCUGGUUUGCUGCGGUUGGAAUGGUGGCUUCAGCUGGCACGGCUCAUCACCAGUGGUUUGUGCGGAGGACAGGAGACAUAGCUGCUGUUCUACAAUUGGGCAACUUUAGUGACAUCCUCGUCCACAUCAAAACUGUUUUGUGGUUAGAGAAACCACAAAGUGAAGACCUCUUUCGAUCGUAUUGGGAUACUAUCUUCACUCCAUCAGACCAAUCGGUGCUAUCAGACCUCUCAAUGUCGGUCUCGCCAUACAGCAGUAGUGUGGAAUUUAUAUGA
This is a messenger RNA of Penicillium vulpinum, 1437 nucleotides long. RefSeq names its product Zn(II)2Cys6 transcription factor. Gene Ontology annotation, biological process: regulation of DNA-templated transcription. The record is from RefSeq and is a predicted model, not a curated record. The coding region runs from base 1 to 1437 and encodes 478 amino acids. Gene Ontology annotation, molecular function: zinc ion binding; DNA-binding transcription factor activity, RNA polymerase II-specific. The transcript is spliced from 4 exons. NCBI's taxonomy places the organism in Eukaryota, Fungi, Ascomycota, Eurotiomycetes, Eurotiales, Aspergillaceae.